AUGGCCGCCUUUGUGAAAGCCGUCAACGCAAAGAUCAGGGCGCAUCCUGUCCUGAACUAUGUCUGCUCUACACAUUUCUGGGGGCCCGUCUCCAACUUUGGCAUCCCCGUCGCCGCCGUUAUGGACACCCAAAAGAGUCCAGAGCUCAUCUCUGGGCCCAUGACCUUCGCCCUCUGCGUCUACUCGGCCACCUUUAUGCGCUACUCGCUUGCCGUCACGCCCAAGAACUACCUCCUCUUCUUGUGCCACUUCGUCAACGAGGGCUCGCAGCUCACCCAAGGAUACCGGUACCUGGCAUGGCACAAAUGGGGCGGCAAGGAAAAGGCCGCUCUCGAGAGUGCCGUGGACACGGGGAAGGAAACCGCCAAGGCGGUGGAGGAUAAGGCUAAGGAGCUCGUGGGCAAGAAAUAA
Messenger RNA from Canariomyces notabilis, 411 nucleotides. Its product is annotated as UPF0041-domain-containing protein. Gene Ontology annotation, biological process: pyruvate import into mitochondria. The record is from RefSeq and is a predicted model, not a curated record. The transcript is spliced from 3 exons. The coding region runs from base 1 to 411 and encodes 136 amino acids. Gene Ontology annotation, cellular component: mitochondrial inner membrane. Lineage: Eukaryota; Fungi; Ascomycota; Sordariomycetes; Sordariales; Chaetomiaceae.